Dibothriocephalus latus is the source of this 312-nucleotide messenger RNA. The record is from the annotation of a GenBank genome assembly. NCBI's taxonomy places the organism in Eukaryota, Metazoa, Platyhelminthes, Cestoda, Diphyllobothriidea, Diphyllobothriidae.
AUGUUCUGUGAACAGGAGGCCAAAGGAGAAAUUGACUAUCAUGGCUUCUAUCGUGCGUCCUACCCCGAGCCAUCAUUUAAACGUUCGCUCAGAUUUACAUGGAAAAAUCGCGAAAAGUCUAUAAGCACCCUGUUAUUUGGCGCCUCCGUGGACUUCGAAAUUGGUCUAUACACGUCUAUCUACCUCAUUUCCAAACGCGAAUUUGUUAAUAUGCGCAGCUGGCCCGACGUCCAAGUUAGCCUUGGUCGAGACAAUAUUCGCGUCCAGUGCCAUGACUUCAGAGGCCAAAUUGGCUCCUGUUAUGCCAUGUAA